GGAAGUUCUUUAUAAUCGAACGUCUCAAAAUUCAUGCGUUAUCGAAACAUUUUCGAAGACAAAUGUAAAGUUUAUGGUGAUAGUAAAAAUGAACGGUUCAUAUGGUGCAAGUCAUAUUCUUUUUAAACGAUUAUAACAACGAUUUCAAACGACGAGGGAAAUGUUCAACUUUGACCCCUGUCGAAUUGAAUGAGUUUUCUGUAAAAUGGCAGCAUCCAUGCCUUCUGCGGUGUCUGCACCCUCAUUGGGUCAAAAACGCAGGGCAUCUUUGAAGAAGAAACAAAGAAGAAAACGAAAACGCCAAGCCCUGGCCAAAGCCCAAGUCAGAGAAUCUGGUGAAAAUGGAGAAGAUGAUUCUCCAUCAGAGCAAGAAGAUGAUGAAGAGGAAAGGAAGGCUGAGGAAGAAAGACAGCGACUAGAACAGGAGUGGCUGGAGAGGGAGAGGCUGGCCCAGCAGGAAUUCAGACUCCGGUGGGAGAGGGAAGAAACUGCAAGGAAGAGACAGGCGGAAGAGGAGGCGAGGAUAAAGGAGGAAUGGGAGGCCCAGCAGAGGAGAGAGGAAGAGGAGAAGGAACAGAAGCAACAGGAGAAGAGAGACAGAGAGGAAGCUGUACAGAAAAUGUUGGACCAGGCUGAGAGUCAGCUGGAGAAUGGGGGUCCCUGGAGAAACCCUGAGGCUCCAGAUUUUGGCACGGAGCAAGACCGGGCUAACUGCCCCUUCUUCCUCAAAACUGGAGCCUGCCGCUUCGGCGACAGGUGCUCUCGUAAGCAUGUCCACCCCCCGUCCAGCCCUACUCUGAUGAUCCGGGGGAUGUUUGCGACUUUCGGGAUGGACCAGAGGUCACGGGACGACUAUGAUACAGACGCCUGUCUGGAGCACAGCGAGGAGGAGGUGCAACAGCAGUUUGUGGAUUUCUACGAGGACGUACUUCCUGAGUUCAGGACCGCUGGCAAGGUGGUGCAGUUUAAGGUCAGCUGCAACUUCGAGCCACAUUUGAGAGGAAAUGUUUAUGUCCAGUUUGAUACCGAGGAGCAGUGCAGAGAGGCCUUCAUGAUGUUCAAUGGAAGAUGGUACGCUGGUAAACAGCUCCAGUGUGAGUUCUCUCCCGUCACCAGAUGGAAGACUGCUAUAUGUGGUUUGUUUGACCGACAGAAGUGUCCGAAAGGAAAGCACUGCAACUUCCUGCACGUGUAUCGUAACCCUGGAAACGAGUUCUGGGAGGCGGACAGGGACCUGCACAUGUCCCCCGACCGGGGAGGAGGGGGUACCGGGUCUUUCGCUGGGGGCCGGUUCUCUGAGAGGAGUAACCGCUCCUCCUGGACUGAGAGGUCACAGAGCCGACGGGGGGAGAGGAGCAGGGAGAGUAGAAUAGCCCAAAGGAGAGCCAGUGUUCAGAGUGACAGGUCCUGGAUCAGUCGUACCAGUGCCAGACCCAGGUCGAGGAGUAGGGACAGAGAUAGGAGGGACAGGGACAGGAGUAGGGACAGAGACAGGAGUAGGGACAGAGACAGGAGUAGGGACAGGAGUAGGGACAGAGACAUGCGGUAUGGGAGCAAGAGAGAGGGGCGGAGGGGUUCACCCACAGAGUCUAGUAGGGGGACGUCCCACAGGAGAUCCAGAUCAGCCAGCCCCAAAGAGUCCUCCAAGAGGAAGAGACGUGGGAGCCCCAAGAAAACAUCCCAAGAAGACAAGCAGCCGGCCGACGACAGCAGCGCCACAACUCCAUCACGCCACAAACACUCCAAAAAAAGCAAAAAGAAGAAGAGCAAGAGAAAACGCAGGAGAGACAAAAAUAAUCAGUCGUUUGGGGGUCAGAGUUCAUCUGCAGAGUCAGGGAAUGAGAAACCCUCUCCAAACCUUGAUGAUGUAGACAGCAGUACCCAGACUCCUCAUGAUGUAGUCAACGCUACCCAGGAGACUGCUAGGGCAAAUGCGAUACUUAGUCUGUUGCCUAAGUGUGAGUCUGAGACUCUUGAUAAUGCAGUCACUUCAGACAUCCAGACCCAGGUCAAGGAAGAGGCUCCCUGUUCACCUGUUGUCCCUUCUCCUAGCCCUGGGAAUGUGGACAACAUCACUCAGACUCCUGGGGACACGGACAACAGUACUCCUGAGGCAAACGCACUCUCUCCAGACCUCCAUAGUAUCUUGCUCAAGCAGGAGUCUCCCUCUCCACCCAGUGUGCCUGAAGAGGAAUGUGAACAGGAGCGACCUGAGACGCUGCCUGAUUCCCCUGACGAUGAUGAACCAUAGUUGAAUUAAAUGAGUGUUCUCUAUGGACUUCACUGUGACUGCUAUGGCCAUUUUGAAGGGUACACUUCUGUUUAUGCAUUGACUGAUUUCAUUUCAAUGUUCACUGCUCAACCUAGCUUUCACGAAUGUUAGUUUGUUCCAAAUGUAAGAUGUGACCAUUGUGUAAAUUUUUUUAUACAUAAUGUAUAUUUUUAUUGCAAAAAGUAACUCGAGAGCAUUUGCUCUUUGACCUCGAAUUGAACCUUGUUUCUUGCACACACACUUGAGACAUUUUCUGUGGAAAAAAGCAAAAAAGGCCAAACAACCAUUCUGAUAAGCCAGAGACAUUUAUUGUUAAUGAUUUGCGGUGUUUGAGAGAACUAAAGUAGUGACAAUGUUGGCUGUGUUAAAAAUAAAAAAUAAAAAUGCAAUACUA
Molecule: messenger RNA, 2666 nt
Organism: Coregonus clupeaformis (lake whitefish)
Lineage: Eukaryota; Metazoa; Chordata; Actinopteri; Salmoniformes; Salmonidae
Gene: zrsr2
Product: zinc finger (CCCH type), RNA-binding motif and serine/arginine rich 2
Exons: 11
Coding region: 206-2251 (681 amino acids)
Biological process (GO): mRNA splicing, via spliceosome
Cellular component (GO): spliceosomal complex; U2AF complex
Molecular function (GO): pre-mRNA 3'-splice site binding; metal ion binding
Source: RefSeq, a predicted model, not a curated record